CAGAAGCACUCCCAUGUCCCGUCCGCUUAGGGGACGAGGCACAAGGAUGUUUAGGGCACGCAUCAGCUCCUCGCGUGUAAAGCAUGUUAAAUAUUCUCGUCAGGACAUCCUGCAAUCUCAGAAGUCAAGGCCUGGAAGGAAGGGUGUGUCCACAGUUGUUGGCUUGAGGCUCCACGUUCAAAGUCACGCAGUUGUUUUUUUCACAAGCCUCGUACCAAGGCUACUCAAGCGGACGGACCAUUCGACCACAUCUGUACCCUCGGCGUUUGCCGCCAUGACCUCAGGGAGAUGUGCUUGGCUCGUGGUUGCUCUGCUCUUCAUUGCUCCAGCGGACACGUGCCCAUCCGUUUGCCGGUGCGAUGCAGACAGUGAACUCGUCUACUGCAAUGACAAGAACUUAACUUCGGUUCCGAGUGGAAUACCUGAGAACACGCACGUGCUGUAUCUCCAAGAUAACCUGAUUACUGCGGCUGGGAUUCCUCUUGCGAUAAAGAAUUUGACUAAUUUGAAAUUGCUAUAUUUGUACGGAAAUCGACUAGAGUCCUUCCCAAUGAAUCUACCAACAGGUCUACUAGAACUACAUCUGCAGAUGAACAAAUUACGUAGAAUAUCCAGAGAGGCUCUUUCACAGAUUCGUCUGCUGGAAAAGCUUCACCUCGAUGACAAUGAUCUUGCUACGAGUGAGAUUGAGCAAGGUGCUUUUCGAGAAUUAAGUUCUAUUAAAGGUUUGUAUUUCUCCUCUAAUCAAUUGUCGUCUGUGCCUUAUGACCUCCCGAAAAGUUUGGAAGAACUACAACUGGAAAGCAAUCGGAUCACAACAAUAUUGGAAGAUACUUUUGAAGGAAUGGUGAACCUAAAGCAUUUAAAUCUGGACUGGAAUGCAUUAACGAGUGAAGGUAUUCAUGAUAGUUCAUUUGCCGACCUUACAGAGCUGGAAGAACUGUCGUUAGCAAACAAUUUACUAACUUCACCACCAAGAAUUUUGCCAGGAACGAAUUUGCAAAAACUGCAUUUGCAACAUAACAACAUCACAGCAAUUCCGUCAAACUCAUUUUUGUCUUUACAUAACCUUGUUUACCUUGAUUUAUCAGAAAACCACAUAAAGAGUUUGCCCGUUGAAGCCUUUAGUGGACUGAACAACCUGAAACAACUCACACUUCAGAACAAUCCAUGGUUGUGUGACCGCAAGCUCCUGUUGCUCAAAGACUUCUUGGAAACAAGUACUGUGCAUGUGAAUGGAUUUAUUUGCAAUGAACCACACUACCUGAAAGGUGAAACUUACAAGGCAAUAAGACCUGAAAUGUUGAACUCUCGCAACGCCAAGCUGUCUACAUCUUUAAUGGUAAUGGAAAAUGCCACUUUGGAGCCAACUACAAAAUACACUACAACACAUACUUCGAGCGAAGUUGCUGAAACCACGUCAGCUAGCGAUUUCACGACAAACCAAGAAGGGAAAACUACGGCCAUACCUACGCUUGUAACUACAACAAGUAAUACAACCUCAGAAACUACUAUGGCCCCAACAACAGAUCAUCUAACAUCACAGAGCUACAGCAAUCCUGUGUUAAGAGGGCAGUCAAUGGGCGAGCAAGAAAUCAAGGUUGAAUGGGAAUUUAUGCAUCCCAAUGCAUUAUAUAAUCUCAGUUGGACAGAAACUGAAAAUAAAACUCCCGCGGCAGAGACUUCGUCGGAAAUAGUCUACGGCAGCCCUCCUUCAUAUGUCAUCACGAAACUUCGGGCAGAAACAGCUUACAGGAUAUGUUUGGAACUCGUACGGCAUGACAAUAUGUUACUUCAGGACACUGCGGCAAUUUGCACGGACGCACGGACAAAUGGUUCUUUGCCAAAUAACCUUACUUUGUUUUUAAACCAGGACCAAACCAUUUUAGCUGACCAAGGUCUUCCUAUUCCAGUGGCUGGUCUCUUAGGAGGAAGCGUUGCCUCUGUGCUGGUGUUGGUGCUUCUCGGUGCUCUGUGCUGGUACUCGCACAAAACUGGCCGCUACUUUGUUACGCGCAGGGCACCCAGAAAGGCAUCCCGCUUGAGGAAUGUGAAGCAACAGUAUCCAAACAAGCAAAGAGUCUUGGAGAUGAAUGUACCGCCGCACAAGAGGGAACAAUUAAAGAGCCAUGUGCACGAUGGUAAAAAUAUAGACAACGUAAAAAACUGUAAUUUAAAUUCUGAAAACAAUACAAACCCACUGAAUACAAACGAGCUGUGUGCAUGACCUCAGUGGCUGCACUGGACAGUGAUGGCUUAUAUGCCGCUAAUGAAGCCCACGUCAUGCAUUUUAGCAUCGAUGUAUUAAAACAUUAAAAACGAUUUUGUCAUCUGAGCUGUUAAAAUAUUACUAUUUGGCACUCCAUGGUCCAUGAAUGACAAAUGCGAUGCAUGUGUUUUGUAAAUACGUUGUGAAAAGUAUAAGAAGGUGUUUUUUUAAAUUUGCAUUGAGGCACUAUGUGGUCAAAUUUAAUUUCCUUGUCGCGUGCAUAUCAUUUUUACUAGUGGGCAACUUCAGGUUAUGUACACAUGCAAUGGAUUAGGCUAAAUGACUUAAAAGCAUGUUUUGACCCUUGCCUGAAAAAGAGUACAGUAUAUGAAAUCUAAACCGUUUCAAGAACAGAAAGGGUAUCUGUAUAACAUUUUACAUGGCAAUGUAAUAAUAGUUCGUUUUUAGAGGAUUCUCCAGGGGACUCAUAAUUUAAAGAACGUAGUUUUAAUUCCCAGUGUAGGUUACCAAUACCUUGGGGAAGUUGCAGUACGGAUUGCUGGAAUGGGCAGUCAUAUCUGCCAUGCGAUGUUCUGGAUGCAGCACUGGUACAGUGCAAUGUGAUGAUAUUCUUGCGUGUGGGGAAAAUGUGGGAAACCCCCCCAAAAAAUGUUUUUUCAAUCCCAAUCUGACCAGUUGCUGAAGCUCUCCCCGUUCAAGAAGGGGGACUUCCAUUGUAUAAUUUGUACAGAUCUGCCAUUGACUUAUUUAAUAUUGCAUGAGGCACUGGUGCCAUGUGACGAGUAGCCACAGCCAUUGCAAGAUAUAUACUCGAGGUGGUGUGCCGAGAUGCGGAAAUAUUCUCCAGGUCACCGAUCCCAGAUAAACCUGGCUGAAAUGAAGCCCUGCCGUACUGUACAUGGAUAAUAUAAAUGUGCUUAAAACUACUUCUGUUAUAUCCCUCGCCUCGUAUACUGAAGGACAUGGGUUCAAUUCCGAUCCUGACACCUAUAUAUUUGGAGUUUGCAUGUUGUGGGUUUUUCUCCGGAUCUUCCGGUUUUUCCCUCCACAUUUAGAAACAUUUGUUUAAGGGUAUUUGGCUGCGAUGAAUUCCCACGUGGUAAGCCACUUCGUUGAGCUAUCAUUUGUGAAAGCCAGGUAGCUUUUGAAAAAUAUCUAUAUAGCUAAAAAAUAUCUAUAUUGCUAUAUUUUAUCUGGUAAAAUAAAAAAAAAAUUGUUGAGUUUUUAGUUUUAGCUGACAUUGACAUAUUAAAAAAAUAUGUACAGCCCUUUGUCAAUCCAUUCUUGGAUGAAGACCUUCCCACAGUUUAGUUCAUGGGGGUUUUUCUGCAUACUUCACCACGCUGGUAAUUGUGACUUGGUGAAAUGUUGUGGCGAGACUGGUGGGGGAAUUGAGUGCUCGUUCGAUAAUCGGGAAUCGAACUCGAUGCACCAUGUUCAUCGGGCAGUGAGUUAACCGCUGCACCACCACUCUGCCCUGCCAUUUGCGUACUUCUUUAUAUACAUGUGGAUUAUUUAAAUGCACUUAAAAUUAAUAUUCUAUUUACCUUUCAUAUUGAUAGCACUGUCAAAGAAAAUAUAUUAUCUAUUUAUAAAACAAUAUUGCAUUUUUAAAUGUAGCUUAUUGACAAUACAAGCACGUAAUGGACUGAUGUUUAUUUUUAAAUGUGGUUUAGUUAUAAUUUGCACAUGCAUCUGGAAUUUAAAUUAUAAAGAAAACAAUAUGCAUUUCCAUAUUACAACUGAAACGGCCACAGAUGGCACUUUUUAUGAUGGAGUAUAAAGAGUGAUUGAUCGUCUAUUAACCAGUGAAAAGAUUUUAUAGAGAUUUCAGCCACUGCCAUGCAUCAAUUUGCCUAGUGCAAAGCGAGCUCAGGAACAACAUGAAUGCCAACUCAUAUGCGACAAUGUCGUGAACGCAUUGCAAAGCUGCGAUACGUUCUUCCCAAUGGGUGCAAUGCAAUGAAUGGCUUGGUGUCCGCUGGCUACGGUGUCAAUCCGCAAUGGAUGCAGUGCACUUCAGCUCAGAGAGGCAAUGUGAUGGCCCAUACGUUGCUGUGAAUUCCUGUGAUUCAUAAAACUCAGUGGAUGGGUAGGGAAUUAUAGAAUUCUGAAAGUGGUGCGUUGCAUUGAGUAUUCAAUAAUAUUUAUAACAACAUUUACAUUUUUGUUGCAUUUUGGUUCUCAUAACGUCCAAGUAUGAUGAAUAGACUCAGCAGAUGAUGUCUUGAUAAUGUGAAUACAGUAGCACUGCUGCUUGCGUAGGUUUUCAUACUUAUGGCUAUUCAGCUCUCUGGUGUGCUUUCGGAGUCAUACCGCACAUUGUCCGGCACGAUGUCCAACGUUUCACCCGACGUGCUGGGAGCUUCUUCAAAAACUGAAUGAAAUAUUGGACGUCGUGCCAGAUAACACGCAGUAUAAACCUAAAACAAAUCAGACAGCUAUACAACAGAAUUACGUUGCUUCCUGUACAAAUGUAUGUUCCCAAUGAAGACGCAUUGGACACCCUCCACCAAAUAUAUUUUUCUUUGGUCCCUACAUUCCUGUGCCAAUAGGCAUCUUCGUGACAUGCUAACACCUGCCAUAUAUUUAACUCAAUUCGCACUCACAAGAGAGUUGCCUGUGAAGAGAUUGCAUCCAAUGCUGGGAACACAAAUCAUAGGUGUUGCGUGCCGAGUCUAUUGGCUAUCAUCCCUCUUCAGAAAACCAUACUGCAUAUACCUUAGCACAAUAUGCGUCACUAUAUGGGUCAGAGAGUUGGGAAACAAACACAGGUGCAUGUGGAAGGUGAUAGCAAUUUUAUGGAAGGAGAGGGCAAGCAACCUGGGAAAGCAGUAUUCUUGGAUGCAAAGAAAAAAAUCCCCUUGUAAUGUGUGGGAUACAUGUGUAGAUUAGCGAAACAGACGGAGUGACAUGAAGGUUCACAAUUGAGGGGAAGACCUAAAGCCAGAUGGUGGGAUACGCUGUGGCCAGACCCUCAUGGUCAAGUGUCCGUCUUACAUCAACUGUGGAUCUCGAAGAAGGGAGGGAGGAAGUGAUGGCUAAGUGUGAUGAUAUCAACGACAUUGGCAAUGAUGACCUCUUGACCUUGACAUGUACUUUGUUUUGUUACUUAACAUUUUCUGAGACGAUGUUGUUUUUCAAAUAAAUUUCCAAUAUAUGAUUAUAUUGCUGAUACAUGCGGGGCUUUAAUUUUCACCUAACAGUAUGUUUGAAUGACUUUUUUAGUGUACUAUUGUCGAUAUGUUUUCAUUGCUCCUUUUAGUUUGAAACUGUUCUCUGGGUAACAUUUACGAGACAGACCUCAUUGACUUUCUUGACAUUGAGCAACAAACUGAUUAUUAAACUGAGCCGCCUAUUCAAUGAGGUGGACGAUUGAUGUGGGUGCAAAGCAUACACGGAACAUUAUGCACCCAGCUCUGAGUUACUCGUCACGUUAAAUAAGUAUGACUGGCUCAAAUUUUCAUUAACAUGUCGCAGCAUUAUUAACUCAGGGGCACGUCGCUCAAAGUCAAAUGCGACAUUUUCGAUCAACAAAACGUCAGCCACGACGGCCACUUUGUCAGUCCUGAUAGCAUAGCUUUUAGUAAUAGCCAGCACUUAGCCCAUUACGUCUCCUUCAACCCUAUUACGGAUUGCUUUAUCAUAAUAUGAAUCUUGCUCGCCAAGUCUCAUUCAACAGAAUCUCAGCUGGAAGAGAUUACAUAUUAAUUACCACAUUUGCAAGUUUCAAAAAAUGUCUGCAAUUUACAGGGAAUAUUUCUUAUAAACUUCCCACACGAGUGAGGUUGAAGGCAAGACUCUUGUUGUUUUUUUGCGGCAAGAUGGGAAUAACUAUGCAGGAAGCAGGAUGUUACUAAUUUAAUAAAAUGAUUGAGAAAAGUUUUCCACAUUAACGAAGCAUCCGGUUUCUCUGAGUAGUCAUCCUGUUGUGAUUCCGCAAAUUGCUAUCAGUCACUAACAUUAAAAUCAGUUGUAUAAACAUAAAUUAGAUCCAUUAGCUGAGUCAAUGCCAUGAUGUGAAAGAAGUCUUUGUCAGUCACUCUGUCAUGAACCAGACCAAGGUGAAACAGUCAUGUUUGAGGUUGUGGCCUAGACAUGUGACUCAUGGAAAAUGAAGUUUUAAAAAAGGCUCUCAUACUUUGUUUCCAUUUACAAAAUGUGAAAGUGUGUGGCUAUAAAAAUA
Messenger RNA from Lethenteron reissneri (Far Eastern brook lamprey), 6416 nucleotides. RefSeq names its product leucine-rich repeat transmembrane protein FLRT1-like. NCBI's taxonomy places the organism in Eukaryota, Metazoa, Chordata, Hyperoartia, Petromyzontiformes, Petromyzontidae. Gene Ontology annotation, molecular function: protein binding. The record is from RefSeq and is a predicted model, not a curated record.